GUGCGAGCGAACGCACACUGAGCCGUACGUGCGUGUGCGCGCCGAGAGGGACGGCGGACGCGAGAGCGGGACAGCGGCGCCAAUUACUAUCACCUGGCGGGCAGCUACCGCAUUACCCACUGCCGCCGCGCGCGCGACCACGCGCCCGCUGCACCACGCGGCUCGUACCGCUCCUGUGACGCUACUCGAGCUUGCACUUCAAUCGAUAUUCGCACCGCCGCGCGGCCGGCUACCGUCCGUCGCCUGCACCGGUGCUGCCGCCCGACAACUGCCGCUGCCACGGGAAUGCAACUGCUACUACUCAACCCUAUUGUGGGUACAGUGUUGAGCAGCGACAACAUGCGACUGUGAAGUGUGUGCGGACAGUGACACGGACAAUUAAACUAGACGUGAUUAUUUACAAGUUCAACGAACAAGAAUCAAAGUGAAAAAUGACAUCCCAAUUCGCCUUCAGAGGAUCUCCACCGAAUCAGAGCACCAUAUCGACAGCCUCCAACAGUCCGCCGCCGGCGCAAGCGGGGAUGAGCGGCGGCGGUGGAGCGAGCGGUGCGGCACGUCCCAGCUCGCCAACCGCUGCGCCGCGAUGCUGCGACACAGGCCGGCCUAUAUUUCAAGACCCGAUCACUGGCCAGACAGUGUGCUCUUGCCAGUACGAAUUCCUCAAUUACCAGAGGCUAGCGUCCGGUGUGCCGUUGUCUAUGUACAGCGCUCCCUACUCGGACGCGGCGGCGGCUACAGCCGCUGGCAUGGCAGCUUACUUCCCAGCCCUCGCAGCUGAUCAACCGCCAUUCUACCCGAACGCUGCUGCUGGUAUCGAAUUGAAGGAAAACCUGGCGGCGAGCGCAGCGAGUUGGCCUUAUCCUACAGUUUAUCACCCAUACGAUGCAGCAUUCGCUGGAUACCCUUUUAAUGGAUACGGAAUGGACCUCAAUGGGGCGCGGAGAAAAAAUGCCACUCGUGAGACAACGAGUACACUCAAAGCUUGGCUAAACGAGCACAAGAAAAAUCCUUAUCCGACGAAAGGCGAGAAGAUAAUGCUUGCGAUCAUCACGAAAAUGACACUGACACAAGUUUCCACGUGGUUUGCUAAUGCACGCCGACGCCUCAAAAAAGAAAACAAAAUGACCUGGGAACCCAGGAAUAGGGUCGACGACGACGACAAUAAUAAUGAUGACGAUGACCAUAAAAGCAACGACGGCAAGGAUGCUCUGGAUGGAAAAGAUUCGGGUACUGGUUCCAGUGAGGAUGGUGAUAGACCUCAGCAGAGGUUAGAUUUAUUGGGGCAAAGAACUGAGUCCGAGUGGUCUGAGUCAAGGGCUGACAGCGGGCCAGAAUCACCAGAACCAUACGAGAGACCGUUGCAUCCCGCGUACCAACAUCUUCCAGCUCGAGCGCCACCAGGUAGCACACCUGCGUCCGCUAAGCCAAGAAUAUGGUCACUAGCGGACAUGGCGAGCAAAGAGGGCGAGGCACCGACGCCUCCUUCUUCGGCUUCUGCGUUUUAUCAAACCGCUGCAGCGGCAGCAGCAGCGAGAUUGGCUCACCCGUAUGGCCGGCCUGAAUUGUAUCGUGGCCUUUAUCCGCCGACGCAUCCAGCUGACGUAGCUCUUUUGGAAUACUCACGGUCACUGGCAUUGUCAGCGCCAGCACCAGCCCCUCCUGCCCCGUCACCGUCCUCCUCGUCGACCUCGUCACUGGCUGAACCGCCGCUACCGCCGCGUGCCUGACCGCCAGUUCCUCGCCCGCCGCUGGCGCAUCGACAAUAACCGCGAUCUCGCCCGACGAGUGCCGCGAGGGCCUUCUCACUUGUAAAUAGUGAUUUAUAAAAUAUAUAAAUAUGUAUACAUACGUAUAUAUACGUGAUAAUUAUUAUGCACCGGUAGAAAGCUUAGAUUUGUGAUAGUGGACACAUGAGCGCGGUGCACGCAUGCCGGAGCACCGCCUGCCGUGAGGUUGACAUCUCGCAAACGACGUUGGCGCUGCGCUCGCGCCGACCGACCGACAAUACUAGGUGCUAAUACAAGUUGGACCUUGCGACAUAUUGAUGUAGUUCUUAUUGAAAGUGGUUAAAUGAAGUGAUUUAACUGAAAUAUAGGUAUUAAUAUGUGUUAUGUUUCUAUAGAAAAACAACACUGUUUUUAGAUUUAUUAUUUGUAUGUAGAUUGUAAAUUAUUUGAGAAUAUCAUUUUUAUAUUUAGUGCCUAACUACGUCCAGUGUUUUCUAUUGUUUGAUAGUUUCCUGAGUAUAUCUGUCAAUCGAAUUUUAAUAUUUAUUCAUACGAGGUCAGUAGUUUUAACAAGCUUCUGUGUAAGUUUAAGUCUACAAAUUAUCAAUACCAGAUUUGUUAAUGAUGAUGAAAAAUCUGUACAUUUUCUAGUCAGAAGACUACGUUUGUCUGUGUUAAACAUUAUAUGCCUUAUUUUUUCAUGUAUCAUUAAAAUCAUUUAAUAGACCUAAACUAUACGACUUUAAUAACUAUAGUUAUUGAGAGUCUGGGUCAUAUUACAGGGCUGGGCAUAAAAUUACUUCACAACAAUAUUUAUGAAUUGAACUAACCAUAUUCACGGUUUUUUUCCACAAAUAAUAUAUUUAUUUCAGUAUCCAAGGUAAAAUAUCACCCAUUCAUUGAAGUUUUUCCUCGAUACUGAAAACUAUUUCUAUUUCGUCACAAAAGAUUAUUCAGAUUUUGGGACCAACAUGCAACGUUUAUUAUCCAACAAAUUAAUUAGAUCAAAUUAUCGAAAUCUGUAAAUCUACUAUUACAAAGUUUUCAUUUAAGGCUGGUUAUAUAAUCAUGCUUAUUUUCAGCACGGCUGGUAAGAGGGCAGAUAACCCCCAUGUCCGCGCGAGACCUACCUAAGAGACUAUAUAAUGUAACAUAAAGCACACUAGAAGACCGGUCACCGAAUAGAAAGAAUUUCAUAUGUUGAUCUUUGUGCCUGCAGAUAGAUAUCGUAAACAUUUUAGGUUUACUUUAGUAUGACAAAAUUGGCUCGAUGCAUGUGUGCGAGCGCAAUAGCCAUAUAUUUGCGCACGAGUGAAAGAGAUAUUAAUGCCAGGUCAUUGUACGAAUUUCUCUCUGAUCCGCGACCGGACUUCUAGUCAAAGUGACAUCUCGCCCACGCGGGGUAGAAUAUUCUCGCAAGUUCAGGCCCGUUCUCGCGAGUAGGUUUACAAUCUAACAAUGCAAGACGCGCGACAGUAUCCAAACGAUGCGGGCUGGCAUAAGCUUGACUAUAGAAGCAGCCAAAAUGACAUACGAUGACGUGCCGGUCCUGUAUAUAUUUUGAAGAGGUUGACCCAAUAUUGUCACUUAGAAGCAAUUUCAAAUGACAUUAAAAAGUCUAAGAUGGCCUUGUAUAGUUGUAAAAGUUAAAUGUAAAUUUAAAAUAUAAUCAUGAUUCGUUUUCUCAACAUUGUACAUUUUUUUUCCAAUAUUGUAGAGACUGAAAGUCCAAAAUUGAGUCUAUAGUUUUGUACAUACGUCACUGUUGUAACUAUAUAUAUUGUAAUGAUAACGUGGAUAUUUAAGAAAGGUAAAAUGCAAUAAAUUUUCUGUAUUAGAAGUCCAUUGAUGUAAAUAAUAUACGGAUGAGAGACGUUAAUUCGUGUUAUACAUACAACGAAAUUGUAAUUCUUAUAGUUUCCUUCCAAAAAAUAAGAUUAAAGUUUAUGGCCGUUUUAGCUAGAUACCGAAUUGUCAUUAUAACUUGAACAUUUUGUAGAUGCUCAAAAGAGUCUUUGUUUUAUUUUUAAUAAAAUAUCGUUCCUGUUCCCAUUAUUUGUAUUUAUUUCUUAGUGACUUGUAUUGUUCUUGACAUCACAAACGUCUUUUGACCGUUUACGGAAAGGUGUGUGAAUAGAUGCAAUAAAAUUUAAUACAGAAAUAAUAAUCG
Diatraea saccharalis (sugarcane borer) is the source of this 3897-nucleotide messenger RNA. NCBI's taxonomy places the organism in Eukaryota, Metazoa, Arthropoda, Insecta, Lepidoptera, Crambidae. The record is from the annotation of a GenBank genome assembly.